CCUUUCUAGCCAAUGGAACAGAAGCAGGGGCCUAGGGGCGUGUCCACCGAUGCAAGGGCGCGCAGCGCCUGUCUUACGUCUUCUGUGCGUCAUCAGUCUGCGCUGAACGCACGUUUAGCCCGCUUUGCGCAGUGGAGAGGUUACCUUGUCACAACAAUGAGCUGCGCCGCGGUGGCGGUGGCGGUUCACUCCCGGUGGCGGCUGCGCGCGGCCGUUCUGCGGCGCCUCUCAGCCUAUGGAAGAAGAAUCAGUGUCCGGUUUUACAGUUCAGGAAUGACCUUAGACAAUAUCAAUUGGGCAACUGUGGAUCGAAUAAUCCGGGUGGAUCACGCAGGUGAAUACGGAGCCAACCGAAUCUAUGCAGGACAGAUGGCCGUCCUGGGCCGGACCAGUGUGGGGCCAGUCAUUCAGAAAAUGUGGGAUCAAGAAAAAGACCACUUGAAAAAGUUCAACGAGUUAAUGGUCACAUUCAGGGUGCGGCCGACGGUUCUGAUGCCCUUUUGGAACGUGGUGGGGUUUGCACUGGGUGCGGGAACUGCCCUGCUUGGGAAGGAGGGAGCAAUGGCCUGCACUGUGGCUGUGGAAGAGUCCAUAGCACAUCACUAUAACAACCAGAUCAGGACAUUGAUGGAGAAGGAGCCUGAAAAAUAUGAGGAACUUCUUCAGGUGAUAAGGAAAUUUCGGGAUGAAGAGCUAGAGCACCAUGACAUAGGCCUUGAACAUGAUGCACAACUGGCUCCAGCAUACACUGUUUUGAAGAGUCUUAUCCAGGCCGGAUGCAGCAUGGCGAUAUAUUUAUCGGAAAGAUUUUAAAGUAUGUCCACUUCUCCCUGUUUAUAAAAGAUGACUGUGAUUAAACAUGUAGCACUGGCAGAAAAGGAAAUGUGCAAUUAUCAUUAUAUGAGUUUUGUUAAUAAACUGCAAGAGGUGUUUUUUUGUUAAUAAAA
Messenger RNA from Ailuropoda melanoleuca (giant panda), 947 nucleotides. RefSeq names its product coenzyme Q7, hydroxylase (gene COQ7). Gene Ontology annotation, cellular component: mitochondrial inner membrane; nucleus. Gene Ontology annotation, molecular function: 3-demethoxyubiquinol 3-hydroxylase activity. Gene Ontology annotation, biological process: ubiquinone biosynthetic process; determination of adult lifespan; regulation of gene expression. The transcript is spliced from 6 exons. Lineage: Eukaryota; Metazoa; Chordata; Mammalia; Carnivora; Ursidae. The record is from RefSeq and is a predicted model, not a curated record. Bases 13 to 813 code for a protein of 266 amino acids.